AUGAUUAUGGAUGAUAAAAUCUAAAGAAUUUUACAAAUGAAUGACUUCUAACGUUCCUCCGACAUUCGUAAAAUCUCUCAAUCCCAAGUGACAGAAAACACGAAUAAGACUUAUUCUAUCACAGUUACUAAUCAAUCCAAACCCAAAAGGAGGAAGGUUGUCAAAUUAAAGAAUCAUUUACUCUAGUCACAUGUAAGUCCAGAUAUUUAAAAACUAUAUUAUUAAACCAAAAAGAAUGAAGACUCCACUCAACAUAAUCAAACCGAAUAAACAAAAUCCAUCAAUUUACCCUCAAUCUCUGAUCAAUCAAAUAAAGGCAAUCUGAAUGAAUUUAUCGCUCUUGUUCUGGAAGUGUUCCCUCCUGAUCAUCAACUAUGGAUGGAUCUAUAAAUUAAGGAUUAACAAUUAGAAGAAGUUAUUGCUCAAAAUUAAAAUUAUUUCUCUGAUCUACUAAUGCUCUAUAUCCAAGAGAUGGAAAUUCGCUAACUCAAGGAUAAAAAACUAGGAUACAAAGGAAAAUACACUACCUAAUACAGUGAAGAUUUCAGUGAUAAAAUAAAUAAAGACAACACAUCAAUUAAUCGAUGGAUUUAUGAUCGAAUCAAAUAAUCAAACACAUUUCUAUAAAACAUUAGUACUUACAAUCAACAUUACAUUCCAAAACGUUACGAUAAGAUUGGCAAUUUCAAACCGGACCAUAAACCUAACUUAAAUGAAAUAUCUUGUCUCUCCUCUUAUGCUGUCAAUUAUAGAGACUGGAAGAAAUAAUAUCAUGGUCUCAUUGGUCCCAUUAAUUCCUCUAGCGAGAAGAAACUACCAUUUGUAGCUGAAACCAAUUACACUCGAAAUUUCGUCACACAAAAAUAUGAAAAACAAGAUCCUAUCAUCCCUAAAUAAUUAGGUCCAUUCCCAAAUCAACCAAAAACUCUGAUUCGAGAUACUACACACAAAUCCUAGUUUUGUUUACCCUAAUAAGAUAAUUCAUCCACUUAGAAUUUGGUUUAUAGUCAAAGAACCAAUCAUAUCAAAAGUUUUGAUGGGUAUUAACCACACUACAAUAAAUAAUCUACAAUUUCCAAUCAGGGUGAGGACUUUGCUGAUCGUUUCUAUCACUCUUCGAUUGUUUAAAAAUUAAUGAAAAAAAGUUAGAAAUAAUAAAAUAAUUGA
Molecule: messenger RNA, 1167 nt
Organism: Paramecium tetraurelia
Lineage: Eukaryota; Ciliophora; Oligohymenophorea; Peniculida; Parameciidae
Exons: 4
Source: RefSeq, a predicted model, not a curated record